CUCAAAAAAAAAAAAAAAAGGACUGCGAAGUCUGAAUUGGCCGAGCUACGAGCCUACGACUGAGCUGAGCUAGGGUUCCGGCGAGGCUGAACCAAUGGCCUCCGAGGCGGCGCGGCGGCGGCAGGAGCUGGCAGCGGAGGGGCAGAGGCACCUGGAGGAGACCAUCGCCGCCGCGUUCCAGAUCCUCGCCUCCAUGAACGACGAGCUCUGCAACCCCGCGCUCUGGUCCUCCUCCUCCUCCGCCUCCACCGCCGCGGGGUCCCAGGUCCAGCACCCCAGCCACCACGCCGCCGCGACUCCCCCGCUGCACUCCGCCGACUCCGACGCCGCCGAUGCCGCCGGAGGGGGCGCAGGGCCGGCGCCCGGCUCCGGUGGGUCGCUCGACGAGGCCAGGCACCGGUACAAGUCUGCCGUGGCGGCGCUGCGCGCGUCCAUCGCCGCCGUCUCGUCCUGCGCUCAGGGCACGGGAUCAACAGAAUUCAAAGCUGACCAAGCUGAGAUUGAGAGAUUGGAAGAGCAUGCAUCUGCUUUGAGAAAGGAAAUUGAAAGCAAAAACAAGCACGUAAAGAUCCUCAUCAAUCAGCUCCGUGACCUAAUAACUGACAUAGCAAUGUGGCAGAGCCCUUGCUCGGUGUGAAAUGUAAAAGGCUAUCACUCGUGGGAAGUCUGACAAAUCACAGCUGGUUGUGUGUUGAAGGCAAUAUUAUGCAUGCCCGGUCACUGACUUCUUCGAAGGGAAAAUAGAUAGGAUAUGACUGGAUUGCACGAAAAAAUGAUACAUGAUAAGAUGUUAGUGAUGCGGGUGCAGAUAAGAUGUAUGUUGGACACGAAUGCUGUUUUGGAUAUAGUAGUAGUUAAGCUUUUCUAUAACUUCUAUGAAUUUUCUUUUGUGAGGAGAUUUCUGUA
Molecule: messenger RNA, 906 nt
Organism: Phragmites australis (common reed)
Lineage: Eukaryota; Viridiplantae; Streptophyta; Magnoliopsida; Poales; Poaceae
Product: mediator of RNA polymerase II transcription subunit 30-like
Exons: 3
Coding region: 95-637 (180 amino acids)
Cellular component (GO): mediator complex
Source: RefSeq, a predicted model, not a curated record